Dermacentor silvarum is the source of this 467-nucleotide messenger RNA. RefSeq names its product Down syndrome cell adhesion molecule-like. The transcript has 2 exons. Lineage: Eukaryota; Metazoa; Arthropoda; Arachnida; Ixodida; Ixodidae. The record is from RefSeq and is a predicted model, not a curated record. Bases 191 to 457 code for a protein of 88 amino acids.
CUGACCCUCAGCAUCCGUCCACGACUGGUUCGUGCCGAGGCCGGUGACUCGGUGUCAUUCCAGUGCAACGCGAGCAGCGCCGAAGAGUCGCUCGAGUGGCGCCUGAACGGGUCGCCGCUUCCACUGGGAUUCCAAGCGGCUCGAGCGUGGUUUCGUGCGCGUCGCAGCAGUGGCGCGGCACCAGGGCGGCAUGCUGCAGUGCUUCGCGGCUUCCAGAGAUGGACGCAGGGCGGCGCAGGCCACGGCGGAGAUCGUAGUAGGGGAGCGGGCUCCACGAAUGGAGCGAACGUACAGCACCUCAACUAGCCUGAGCCCCAAGUCUCCCGCGAGCAUAGGGUGCCGGGCGUCGGGUGACCCGGCGCCCUCGAUCACUUGGACGCUGGACGGUGCGUGGCCCGUGUCUGGAGGUGGGCCGCGGAUUGCGUCUCUGGUCGACCGGCGACUCGGCCACCGGUGACGCGGUUAGC